Camelus dromedarius (Arabian camel) is the source of this 1923-nucleotide messenger RNA. RefSeq names its product plasmolipin (gene PLLP). The record is from RefSeq and is a predicted model, not a curated record. The coding region runs from base 318 to 968 and encodes 216 amino acids. Lineage: Eukaryota; Metazoa; Chordata; Mammalia; Artiodactyla; Camelidae. The transcript is spliced from 4 exons. Gene Ontology annotation, cellular component: membrane. Gene Ontology annotation, molecular function: structural constituent of myelin sheath. Gene Ontology annotation, biological process: myelination.
GAUACCGAUCCCGCUUUAAGCGGAGACUUCUGAGAGGAACAGGCGCUCGCCUGAGCGCACACAGCGUCCGAGAGGCAUCCGGGAGGGAGCCAGUAGUGGUCUGCUUUGCGACCUGCCACCAGUUUAUCUCGAGGCUCGGAAGCUACGAGCUAGGAGGCCGCGGAGGGGCGGUCAAAGUUGCCGCAGGUAAGCCGCGCGUAGCGCCGAGAUCCACAGCGGGAGCCGGAGCCCUGCGGGUGGAGCCGCGCAGGAGCCGGCCGCCGUGGGAGGGGCGGCGACGGCGGCCGGAGCAACCUCGGGAGGCAAACGGAGACGCCAUGGCCGAGUUCCCGUCUAAAGUGAGCACACGGACCAGCAGCCCCGCGCAGGGAGCCGGCGCCUCGGUCUCGGCGCUGCGCCCCGAUCUGGGCUUCUUGCGCUCCAGCCUCGGUGCGCUCAUGCUGCUGCAGUUGGUGCUGGGGCUGCUGGUGUGGGCCCUGAUUGCUGAUACCCCAUACCACCUGUACCCGGCCUACGGCUGGGUGAUGUUCGUCGCUGUCUUCCUUUGGCUGGUGACAAUCGUCUUCUUCAUCCUCUACCUGUUUCAGCUGCACAUGAAACUGUACAUGGUGCCCUGGCCGCUGGUGUUAAUGAUCUUUAACGUGGGCGCCACCGUUCUUUAUAUCACGGCCUUCAUCGCCUGCUCUGCUGCGGUUGAACUGACAUCCCUGAAGGGCACCCGGCCGUAUAACCAGCGGGCAGCUGCCUCUGUGAGUAUGGUUCCCUGGGAUGCCCUGGGCAGUUACAGGGAAGAUGGGCCAAAGCAAGGUCUGUGCCCCUGGACUCCACUGCUCCCCUGGCCCGAGACCAGGCUCCUGCCACCUGCUGAGUUACCCUCCUCACUCUCAGUGGACUCACAGUCUUCCAUAAUUACAAGUAAAACCCUGAGGAACCAGAAUGCCUGGGAAAUACUUCGGGGUGGUGAAUGAAGUUUUGGGUUAACUGCUGAACUUUGAUGAGUAUGAGUUGUGCCACACCCAUUUACGGUCAUAUGUCCCCUUGGAGAAUCUGUUAAAAACUCUAUCCACCCCCGUUGAAAAAAGCACAUGCAAGAGCCUUUUGGUUUAGGCCACGUGGGAGAUUCUUAGGCUCUCCCAUGCAGCUAAAACUUGGGCUCCACAUCAGGCAGCUAGGGAAGUACCAGAACCCCCUCCAUGCUUUCCAUGCCUCACCCUACAAGGCCCUGCAGACACUUCUUCACAGGGACUGGCAGUGCUUUCAACAGACAAGGAGACUGAGGCUCAGAGAGGUGAAGUAACAUGCCUAGACUGAGUCUGGGGUAGACCAGGACUUAGGUUUCCUCACUCUGCCUGGUGAGAAUGGUUUUGAAAUCUGUGAUCUGUUACCAGGAUAAAGACAUGGUGCUUCUGAAUAUGGCCAUAGGUAGUAGUGUAGGGUACUUAGUAACUGAUUCCAGAAAAUUCCUAGGGUAGCUUUUGAAUGUUGCCUUUUAAAACUUAAUCUCUGAUGUGUCUGAAGUAGCUCUUUCCCCUUGGUCACUCAUAGCACCUUGUCCAGUUGCCCUUCACAGUCUGACACACCUUGCCUGUGUAGGUAACGGCUUCCCCCACUAGAGUAUGUUGGCAUCCCAGAACCUGGUACCCAUCAGCCCCCAAUAGUUGUUAAAUGAGUGUACAGUUAAGUAGGAGCUGGUGUGGCUGCCAGAGCAACCCAUUCUGGUUGAUUGAGGGGCCCCAGGUGUUGCUGUCUGUGCCUGGCUGCCUGGUGCCCGGGUCACUAUCACAGCCCCCACCCCGUGUGCCACACUGCACACUCAGCUUUGCUGUCUUCUCUUUCAGUUCUUUUCGUGUUUAGUGAUGAUUGCCUACGGAGUGAGCUCUUUCUUCAGCUUCCAGGCCUGGCGAGGAGGAGGCAGCAAUGCAG